AUGAGCACUCCAAAGUUGGAAUUGCAACAGGGUGGCUCAUCUUCAAGCAAUCUUGUCACCGAAACUCGUAAACCUUCCAAAGUACGGUUUCUUCUUGGUAUAUUAUUGAUUAUUUUUCUCGUGCUGGCGAUUGUGUUUAUCGUUCUGUAUGUAAACGAAAAGAAAGAUGAUGAAGGUGAUGGAAGUGUUGUUGGACGGAAUAACACCCAAGGUCAAGGAGGUGGUAGCCAAGGAGGUCACGGGCAAUUGUGCGAGGAUCCAUCGUGCGUUAUUAGUGCUGGAG
Molecule: messenger RNA, 283 nt
Organism: Paramuricea clavata
Lineage: Eukaryota; Metazoa; Cnidaria; Anthozoa; Malacalcyonacea; Plexauridae
Source: the annotation of a GenBank genome assembly